AUGAACGAUAAUAAUGGUGGUAUUCCAAGCUCUCUUUCGGUUCUUUAUGGAAAGAAUUGGUUUCGAUGGAAUAAACAAAUGCAAUCGUUGUUUGAUUUCCAUGAAACCCUUGAAGUGGUUACUAUUAGUGUUCAUGUGCUUGCUGCAAAUGCAACUGAUGCUCAGAGAGUCAGCUACAAGGAUUCCAAGAAGAAAGAUUGCAAUGCGCUAUUCUGCAUUCAAUCGGUGGUAGACUCAGCGAAUUUUGAUCAAAUUUUUCAUGUUGAAUCAGCAAAUGAGGCAUGCGAUGUUUUGGUGACGUAUUACGUAGGUGUUGCAGAUGAACAUGUUGGCUCCAAGGACUGGCUCCUCGACACAGGUUGUUCGAACCACAUGACUGGUGGAAGAGAGUGGUUAGUAGACUUCGACGAAUCAAAGAAGAUAAAGAUAAAACUUGCAGAUAAUAGCUCGUUAUCACUCAAUAAACUGAUUACUCAAGAGAUGGUAAAUGGCAUACCAGGUCUUGUGAUGCCCGACAAGCUCUAUGAGGGUUUCUUAGUAGGGAAGGAAUCCAUAAACUCUUUUGCUUCGACUGUACCAGUGAGAUCCUCUUGUAUACUAGAAGUAGUACAUUCAGAUGUAUGUGGCUCGUUCGAGGAUCAUUCCGUUGGUGAAAACAUGUAUAUCAUUUCAUUUAUUGAUGAGUAUAGUCGAAAGCUGUGGAUCUAUGUGAUUAAGAAAAAGGACGAAGUAUUUGAAAUCUUUAAUAUAUUCAACAAGCUUGUCGAAAACCAGAGUGAAAAGAAGACCAAGCUUUUGCGUAUAGAUGGAGGUGGUGAAUACACAUCCAAGACGUUUGAAGAGUUCUAUGAAGAAGAUCGUAUUGAUCAUGAGGUAACUGCUCCUCACAUGCCUCAACAUAAUGGAAUAGGAGAAAUAAGAAAUAAAACAUUAUUAGAUAAGGUAAGAUGCAUACUAAAGCGGGAGAAUUUGCGAAAAUCCUUAUGGGGUGAAGUAGUCACCGUUGUUGUUUACAUUCUGAACAUGUGCCCUACUAAGAAGUGA
Molecule: messenger RNA, 1044 nt
Organism: Lathyrus oleraceus (garden pea)
Lineage: Eukaryota; Viridiplantae; Streptophyta; Magnoliopsida; Fabales; Fabaceae
Exons: 3
Coding region: 1-1044 (347 amino acids)
Biological process (GO): DNA integration
Molecular function (GO): nucleic acid binding
Source: RefSeq, a predicted model, not a curated record